Messenger RNA from Sander lucioperca (pikeperch), 3145 nucleotides. It is a transcript of the gene pik3ap1, whose product is annotated as phosphoinositide-3-kinase adaptor protein 1. Lineage: Eukaryota; Metazoa; Chordata; Actinopteri; Perciformes; Percidae. The coding region runs from base 225 to 2801 and encodes 858 amino acids. The transcript has 17 exons. Gene Ontology annotation, cellular component: cytosol. Gene Ontology annotation, molecular function: phosphatidylinositol 3-kinase regulatory subunit binding; signaling receptor binding. The record is from RefSeq and is a predicted model, not a curated record.
AGCGCAUUUUCUCACUUCUUCAACUGUUUCAGGAAGUGGGCAGUGUCACCAAAAUCAGGAAACUAAGUGUUGCUAUUAAUACAACUGAGCAAAGUGCUAUAGCUAGUGAAAGCUAAUUUAGUUUCAGUUGAAGAGGAAAAGAGCUUUAGUAAGCUUGACAAACCAAAGGGACAUAUUUGAGCAAAUGAUGCGUCUUGUGGGGUGAUUUUUCUACACUUUUGACCAUGGAAGAACCCAUCUCGAGCAUUACAUCAGUUUCAGCACAUGAUCUGUUAAUUCUGCACACAGCUGAGGCAUGGGAAUGGGCAACAUAUUUGCAGCAGAUCUUGAAAUCCUCCAAAGAAUUUCACAAAAUGUCUAUUUUGCUGCAUUCAGUCAACCCAGCUGAUCAGCUCUACGGAUGUGACUAUGAAUAUUUUCAAAGCUGCAAGUGCAUUGUGUUGCUCCUCACGGGAGAAAUCCUGGACAUGCUCUAUGACCCUGAACUGCAGGGAGCACUUCAGAGACUCCUUUAUCCUCCACAUAGAGUUGUGGCCCUGCUGUUCGGCUUGCCAGAGGGUGACAUACUGACGGAGUGCUUCGAAGACUGGCCGAGCUGGAGAAAACUCUACGCUGACGACGAUCCUGCUGUCUACAUUUCCACCAUUUUGGAGUCCAUCGCUGACAGCAGACAAGUGGAAGCCGAACAUGAGAGCGAAGCUGUAGCUGCAGCAGAGUUGCACAUCCCAGCAGCAUAUUCAAUGGAAAAUCCCACCCUUGAAGAAACAGAGGAACUGGUGUCAGAGGAGCAACAAGAAACUGUCCUGAAGGAUGAGGAAGCAGUGAGCACAGAGUGUUCAACAAGCAAGGGACUUUAUACACCCACGCACCUCACCUGUCUCACCGUUCAACCAAACAGAGUUCUGUGUGGGGAACAGGAGAGAGUUUUUAUAAUUUUUACGCAUAAAGUAGAUGAUCGGUCAGUACCAGAGGUAGAGUUUUCAUCUGAAAAUGUAGCUGCAAAAAGGGUCCCAGCCACUGUGGAGAAUGAAUACACUAUAAGUGUUACUGCACCUGAGAUGCCUGCUGGAGUGGUGUCACUCACCAUGUACACUGACCAAUGCUGUGUCAGCUUGAGGUCUGUUACAUACUAUACCAAUAUGGGAGAAGUCAGUCGGUAUCUUGAAAAUGCUGCUGAUCCUGUUAACUUCAUCUGCCAGGCCUUCAACUUGACGUCCAAUGCAACUGAAUCGCUGGACAAAAUGCUAACUGACUCGUUAAAGUCCAGAAUGCCUGCAACUAGUCUUCAGCUGUUUGGAAUCAGACAGAUUGAAGUAGAUAAUAUGGCGUCAUAUCAGCGCAAUGAGGAGCUUCCCACGCUGCUCCACUUUGCUGCAAAAUACGGCCUGAAGAAGUUGACCACCAUUCUCCUUCAGUGUCCUGGGGCCCUGCAGGCUUACAGCGUGAUGAACAAGUAUGGAGACUACCCAAACACGCUGGCAGAGAAGAGUGGCUUCUCUGAUCUCAGACAGUUCAUGGAUGAAUUUGUUGAGACAGCAGACAUGCUCAAGUCUCACAUUGAGGACUCCAUCAACACAGAAGAGGGUGUAGAAAUUUAUGAGUCGAUGUCAACGGCCUCUGAUAAUAUCAUGAUGAAGUACUCUGGUUGCUCGGAGGACAUAUAUGAGUCAAUGCUGGGGAUUGACCCUGAAUGUGCAGAGGACCUAUAUGAGGUGAUGACCGCAGUAGACGAGAACCCCGAGGAAGCUAUGCUUAGGAAGUUCUUCCAAGCAAAACCACAUGCCAGUGUAAACCAGGACAACAAUGAGCACCUUAGAAGUGAGGAAGAGGAAAACGAUAAUGACUUAGAUCAAAUUGAAGAAGAGGAGGAUCCAUACAACCUCUGCCCAGAGGAUAUCUAUGAUACUGUGGAUGGAGAUGGCACCUAUAACCCAGCGAUCCUGAACCGCCCACCAGCCCCCAUCCCCAGACCUGAGUCCGAGUCUGACCCUGAACAGCCUAUGCCCUACAUCUCUAGAGUGUUUUCAGAUAAAGCUACGUCCCAGAGUAAAACCAUGGAAAUGGGAUAUCCUGCAGCUCAACCUGUGGCGCGGCCCCCCUCUCCUGUUUAUGAUCCCUACGCUGGGAUGAAGACACCUGGACAGAGACAGCUCAUAUCUCUGCAGGAGAGGGUGAAGGUGGGGGAAAUUACCGUGGAUGAAGCUGUCCAAGAGUUCAAGGCCUGGCAGUUUGACCAUGACCGGAGGUCAAGCUCCAUACGCUAUCAGCAGGAAAAUCUAAAGAGAUUACGAGAAAGCAUCACCAGACGUCACAAAGAGAGAGAGAAGUCAGGAAAGGAGCUUGAUUAUGAGAUAAGUGCUCCGCUGCAGAGGAACUUAUACUGGGGCUCUAAUGUGACGUUAGAGUGCUCUGUGUAUGAGCCGGCACCCAGAAUGGUGGCGGCCCCUCCUCCAGUGACUCAGACUAUCCAGAGAGGCACCUGGAAGACUGGUAGCACGUCCAGCACCUCCAGUACUGAGAGCAACAGACUCAGCACUCACAGCACCAUUAGCUACAGCAGUGGGACAGAGCCUGACUUUGAGGACACGAUAGAAGGUGUCCCUCCUCCACCACGACCUCCACGGCAGUCUGAGGCUGCAUCCCUCACUGCUCCACCCAGGAUUCCUCCACGGAUCCCAGAAAGGAUCCCAGAGAAGAUGAAUGAGCGCUACAUAUCCUGCCCGACUCGAGCACUUCCUCAAAGACCCACUCAGAGACACACAAACUCAGCAGCACCUCCCAUACCUCGCCGCCUGCGGUGAUCGACACGUCCACUUUUGCUGGGUUAAGUUUCUAAAGUUAGGAGUAUUUUAAGAGGGAUGGAAGAGUUACAAAAACAGGAUUAAGCAAGAUGAAUACACACAGAGAGACAGUUUUUUGUUUCCAUUUUGUGUGUUUUUUUCCUUUUAUUAAUUGUAUGUAUCAGUGUCCCAUAACAGAAUAAUUCAGUUCCCGUGUGUGUGUGUGUGUGUGUGUGUGUGUGUGUAUGUGUCUGUCUGUGUGUGUGUGUAGGUGUGGUUUUACUGUGAAAACCUUUACCUGUAAUAACCCUGGAACAUAUAAAGAUUUAACUGUGGCAAUUAUAAAGCAUAAUAACAAAACUCUA